GGACACAGAGACACACGCAAAAAAUAAAUAAAUAAAUAAAUAACAUGUAAAAAAAAAAAAUCAAGUUCGGUGUUUAAUGCAACGUACGGGGUAGCAUAUUGUAGCAGGUGAAGAACGAUAGUAGCACUGGAUACUACAAAAGGAAAAGGAAAUAAGUUCAGAGGCUCUCAAGUUCGGACUUUUUGUAAAAAUAAAAGAAAUAACAUUUUUAUACAUAUAUUUAAGUGUGGAAGAUGGCAGCAAACAUGUACAGGGUUGGAGAUUAUGUCUUCUUUGAAAACUCCUCAAGCAAUCCGUAUUCAGUAAGACGAAUAGAAGAACUCAACAAGACAGCCAAUGGCAAUGUGGAAGCCAAGGUGGUGUGCUUCUACCGAAGGAGGGACAUCCCCAGCAAUCUCAUCGCUUUGGCAGACAAGCACGCCAAGGAUCUGGAGGAGGAGAUGGAGGGUGAGAGCUUGCAGCAGCUCAGCGACAAACAGAGACACCAGCUCAAGCACAGAGAACUCUUCCUCUCCCGACAGCUGGAGUCCCUUCCUGCCACUCAUAUACGGGGGAAAUGCUGCGUCACCCUGCUGAAUGAAACAGAAGCAUUGUUCUCGUAUUUGGAGAAAGAGGAAUGCUUCUUCUACUGUCUGGUGUACGAUCCCCAGCAGAAGACUCUGCUGGCUGACAAAGGGGAGAUCCGCGUUGGACCCAGAUUCCAGGCAGACAUCAUUGACCUGCUGAAGGAGGGGGAGGAUGAUGGGAGAAACCAGGCGGAACUAGAGACCAAGGUCUGGGAGCCGCUGAACCAGCUGACGGACCAGCAGAUCGAUCAGUUCCUGGUCAUAGCGCGCUCGGUGGGCACCUUCGCCCGGGCUCUUGACUGCAGCAGCUCUGUCCGGCAGCCGAGCCUUCACAUCAGUGCAGCGGCUGCGUCAAGGGACAUCACCCUGUUUCAUGCCAUGGACACCCUCCACGGGACAUCUUAUGACAUGUCCCAGGCCAUCCUCGUCCUGGUGCCCCAGGGUGGACCUGUCCUGUGCCGGGACGAGAUGGAGGAGUGGAGCGCAUUGGAGGCCAGCCUCUUCGAGGAGGCGCUGGAGAAGUACGGCAAGGAUUUCACUGAUAUCCGGCAAGACUUCCUGCCCUGGAAGUCCUUAACCAGUAUCAUAGAAUAUUAUUAUAUGUGGAAGACCACUGAUAGAUAUGUCCAGCAGAAGCGCUUAAAAGCAGCUGAGGCAGAGAGCCGACUGAAGCAAGUUUACAUCCCAAACUACAACAAGCCAAACCCCAACCAGAUCAGCACCAGCAACAGCAAGGGGGGCCUGGUGAACGGGUCGGGGUCCCAGAACCAGACCGCUUCCGCUGACUGGGUCUGUGAGAGCUGCUACUCGAUCCAGUGCUACCAGUGGUACUCCUGGGGCCCAACAAACAUGCAGUGUCGAUUGUGCACCUCCUGCUGGAACUAUUGGAAGAAGUACGGUGGCCUGAAGAUGCCCACACGCCUGGAGGGUGAGCGGGCCAGCUCCAACAGGAGCAGCAUGAGUCCGUUCGGCUACUGGGUGAAGAACGCCAACCCUAAGUACACGCUGAAGACCAAGCAGGCCUUCUGCCUGCAGGUCACCGCGCUGACCAGGAUGGCACGGCGGCAGUGCCUGGCCCUGCUCCAGCCUCGGCGUGCCGGCCGCCGGCCCUUCAGCCCCGUCGACGGCUCCGCCAUCAUGACCGAGUGCGUCGCUGCCGGACUGAGUGCAGCCAAAGCAGAGGCAGUGAGACCACUGAAGCUGAAGCCCACAGCACGGAAACCUCUGGAAAAGAUCGUCAAGCAUUUAGAGCUGCACCCAUACGUGAAGCCGGAGAAAUCGAAGCCCCCCUCCACCCACCCGUCACAGGUAUCGGGCUCGAACCCGGCCACCGUGGUGCCAGUAAUCAACCACGGCUCCACCACCAUCCUGGGAAAGCGGAGCUACGAGCAGCACAACGGCCUUGAAGUAGCUAACAUCAAGAAGCGUUUGCUGAUGCCAUUGCGAGGGUUCCCAAAUCACAGUCAAGUAAGACCAGUUGGCACGAUGAACAAGAGCUACCUCCUGAACGGAAAGCCAGGGGAAAGGGGCCAGCGCAUGCUCAAACAGGGAUCUCUCCCGCCUAUCAAGGGUCGCAGGAUGAACUGGAUCGAUGCCCCCGAUGAUGUCUUCUUCAUGGCAACCGGCGACACCAGAAAGGUCCGGAAGCUGUUACCAUCAUUUGACAUCAGGAGGGCCGCCCGGCAGCCAUACAAACCGAUCUUCAUCAAGCACAUCCACUCAGAGCUGCUGCCCGCACGGCCACCAGUCAAUGAGGAGCCCAUCGUUAUUGAGGAUUAGCCCAAGACUCUUCACAUGUCCCAUUCCUUCCUGGUGGAGUAGAGACUCGGCCACCCAGAGCUCUUGGCCCCAAAAUGUUUCAGUUGGGUAGAGGAACAUUCUUCUUCUUUUCUUUGUAUUUUGUCUUUUUUGUGGACAGCCAUGUCAACAUUGGAGAGAAUGUCAUUGAGUAGACAUAUUUGUAAAUAUUUGUAUAUUUCUAUGGUAUUAAUCCCUGCUUGCUAAGCCUUCCCUGGAAGAUGUGAAUGGUUGGCAUUGUGUGAAAUGAAGUUCCAGGACAGAGCUGCUGCUGCCUGUGGGACAGUUGUUGAUGAGAGGCAGAUGUAACUGAACUCUUUGUACAGACUGUUCGCUUUCAUUGACCUUUUUAAUCCUCUAACCACCCAUCCUGCUUGAGAAAGAGCUGUCGUCUACUGGCUGUACAGAACAUGACAUGGGAUGUGAUUGUUUUGGUCCAUCCACUGUGAGUGUGCAACGUGCCUGCCAUUGGUCUGUCCACAGUACAUUUGAUACCACAUUCUUGGUCGCAUCCCAUGAUGCCAACAUAAUGCUGCUUCUCAAUGUAUGGAUAUAACGAGUUUAGUUCCCUCAGCAGAACCAGCAUGUUCACUUUCAGUGUCUGUUUCAUGCCAAAAGCUGGAAUCCGUAAGGGCCCUCACAUUUUCACAUGGAUGUUGAUGCAGGUUUCACUGAAAACAAACAGACGGUUAACUGUCACAUCAUGGGUGACCCCAGCCACAAAUGGGAUUUGUCUGGGAGGACCAAGAAACAGACCUGCUGGCAGUCUGAAAAAGCACUUACUACGUAUAUAACUAGGACCCAUGAAGAAAUCCCAGGCAAGAAGUUUUAGACUAUUUACGAAUGGGCUUAUGAGCCGGGGCUCGACCAUAAAGACAUGGAUCUGAGUGGGAUAUGACUUUCUUGUUUGAUAAUAAGGUGUACUACUAGUUUAUUGUCUUGUUCACAUUAUGUCUUUGUCAGUGUUACACACACACAUUUGGUUUAUAAUAAUAAUGUAUAAUGUUCUGACAGAAAAUGUGCCACCUUUUACCUCUACAGUAAGUCAGAAUGUUGCUGUUUCAUGAAAUUAUGGCUUUCUUCAUGAAGAAAAACAUGUAUAUUAAAACAUUAAACUAAAAAUGAGUAUGUUUUGAAUUACAAACCAGUUAUUGACCCUUAAUAUGUCCUGCAAGUUGAGAUAUUGGUGGUCUCCAAUAACUAUGCAUUUAGUCUUGGUGAAAUCCCAUACUGAUAGCAAAUAUACAGUAAUAUUGAUACAACUACAAUAUGCUCCUCGGCUGAAAUGCCAGUGCGGGAUAUCCUUCAUUGGUAAUUAGACAACAUGCAGAAGACAAUUGGAAUCAGUCGUCUGCACGAGGGAAUUCAUUACCUAAUCAUAUACAGAAACAUAUAUAAUAGAAGUACAGAACCGUCACAUAAGGUUUCCAGACUCUUGCCAAACUCGGUUUGAAUGAUGCCCCAGGAUCAAAUUGAUUAGUAAUACAAAACCAUAUAUAUUACCAAUGCAAUAUUAGCUUGUUUGUUAAUGUACUUAAUGUUACUCAGAAUUUAAAACAUGAAUUUUGUGUUCAGCAUAACACUGAAACUGUAAGGUAGUUGUAAUGAUUUGCUUUUGAUAUUUACAGAAAUUAUGAACAUGAAAAUGAUUUUGAACAUGACAAAAAUAUUUUUUCAUUUCAAACUACCAAAAUUAUUGUCGUGCACAAUGUAUGUUUUAUUCAUUAAUAUGGUGGUUGAAUGUGACACUUGCCAGUUGUCUUUAGGCAACAACAAAACAAGUGCACAUUUUCUUUAUUAGUCAGUCACUUACAUGUAUUUUCUAAGCCUAAAUCUCACACUAUAAAAGUGCGUGCGUGCGCGCGCGCUGUGAUGGACUGGUGACCUGUCCAGGGUGUAUUCCUGCCUUUCGCCCAAUGUUUCGCCAAAAUGUUUUCCUGACAGUGGUCCAGGGAAAGUACCAGGAAAUUUUGGCCGAAGAUUUGGUUGUCUCUGAUAGGAAGUUGAGACAUGAUCAUCUGUAGAUUGUCCAGCAGGACUAUGACUCAAAACAUACAGUAAAAUCCACACAGAAAUGGUUAAGUGAAAACAACCACGUUCUUCAAUAGCCAUCUCAGUCUCCAGACAUAAAUCCCAUCAAAAACCUGUGAUCUGAGGGAGGGUCCAUAAGUAGAAACCUAAGGAUAUCAAUGAUUCUGCAUGGAGGUCAAGAAUUCCUUCAAAUGUGUUCUCCAACCUUAUCACAAAAGCAAAAGACUCAGCUGUCAUCUUUGCCAGGGGUUGUUGCACAAGGUAUUAAACCAGAGGUGAAAAUAAUUGUGAAACCUAACUCCGAUUAUGAACUUCGGUGAACUUAAUGUACCAGUCUGCCUGACCUGCCAUUUCUUCAAUAAAGACACUUAUUCAUUUUA
Messenger RNA from Conger conger (European conger), 4774 nucleotides. Its product is annotated as metastasis-associated protein MTA1-like. The coding region runs from base 234 to 2345 and encodes 703 amino acids. Gene Ontology annotation, cellular component: nucleoplasm; NuRD complex. Gene Ontology annotation, molecular function: histone deacetylase binding; transcription coactivator activity; transcription corepressor activity. Gene Ontology annotation, biological process: negative regulation of transcription by RNA polymerase II; response to ionizing radiation; double-strand break repair. The transcript is spliced from 20 exons. NCBI's taxonomy places the organism in Eukaryota, Metazoa, Chordata, Actinopteri, Anguilliformes, Congridae. The record is from RefSeq and is a predicted model, not a curated record.